CUUGUGACAUCCACUUCUAACCCCGACCAAAUAAUAGCCCAUGAACAAAACAUACAAAGUUCCUUUCAUCAAUGCCUGCUCAUUCUUUAUUUCUCUUGUUCCUUCUCCUUAGUGCUACCCAUCCAUGUCCCCUGAUCCUAACAGAGGCCGCCGGUGGCAGGUGGCAACUUCUGCAGAAAAGUAUUGGCAUAACAGCUAUGCACAUGCAGCUCCUCAACAAUGACCGUGUAGUAAUCUAUGAUCGAACAGACUUUGGCCGCUCAAAUCUAUCUCUACCAGAAGGAAAGUGCCGGCAUGAUCCUAACGAGCUCGUGCUCAAAACUGAUUGCACUGCUCACUCGGCGGAGUAUGAUGUUUUGAACAACACAUUUCGGCCUCUUAUGGUCCUCACCGACGUUUGGUGUUCUUCCGGUGCUGUAAUGUCCAAUGGGAGCCUGAUUCAAACAGGUGGUUUCAAUGACGGUGAUCGUAGGAUCAGAGUUUUCACGCCAUGCAGUGACUGCGAUUGGGUAGAGGUGGGAGAUGGGCUUAUUGCAAGAAGAUGGUAUGCGACCAACCAUAUAUUGCCAGAUGGUAGUCAAAUUAUUAUCGGUGGGAGAAAGCAAUUCAACUACGAAUUUUAUCCUAAAAAUGGUGCUCCAAAUUUGUAUAAUUUGCCAUUUCUUGUUCAGACUAAUGAUCCUGGGAUCGAGAAUAAUCUUUACCCAUUUGUUUUUCUCCAUAUUGAUGGUAAUUUGUUCAUUUUCGCAAAUAAUCGAGCGAUAUUGUUCGAUUACAAGGGCGGUAAGGUGGUGAAAACUUACCCAACAAUCCCUGGAGGUGACCCACGGAGCUAUCCAAGCACAGGUUCUGCGGUCUUGCUUCCAUUGAAGAACUUGCAAGGAACAGAACUUGAGGCUGAAGUUUUGGUUUGUGGAGGUGCACCAAAAGGUUCCUAUAUCCAGGCCACAAAAGGUGACUUCGUUAAAGCAUUAGAUACCUGUGGGCGGAUCAAGAUAACCGAUUCGAAUCCACAAUGGGCCAUGGAGAGCAUGCCUUAUGCCAGAGUCAUGGGUGACAUGAUACUGCUUCCAAACGGCAACGUUUUGAUCAUCAACGGUGCUGGAGCUGGUUCUGCUGGAUGGGAAUUGGGGCGGAACCCAGCAUUGAACCCAGUCAUAUACAGACCCGAUGGGAAAGCUGGCUCAAGAUUCGAGUCACAAAACCCAACCACCAUUCCAAGAAUGUAUCAUUCCACAGCAAUUUUGCUGAGGGAUGGAAGGGUUCUUGUUGGUGGCAGCAACCCUCACGUAGACUACAACUUCACAACACCCUUGUUUCCAACUGAAUUAAGGUUAGAGGCAUUUUCUCCUCCAUAUUUGGAUACAGAAAAUAACAAUUUGAGGCCAAAAAUUGUGUCUCCAUCAUCCAAAGCUACAAUUGGGUACGCAAAGAAACUAGUAGUACGGUUCCAGGUGGGAGGCACACUAGCUGAGAAACUGGUGUCGGUGACAAUGGUGUCACCUUCAUUUACAACACAUUCCUUCUCUAUGAACCACAGAUUGUUAUUUCUUGGGAACGAGAAAGUGACAAAUGCAGGAACGGCGACGUAUGACAUUCAGGUGACCACCCCACCUUCGAAAAACCUUGCGCCGUCGGGAUAUUACCUGUUAUUUGUUGUUCAUCAGGAUAUUCCAAGCGAAGGCAUUUGGGUCCAAAUAAGGUGAUAUUUUGCAUCUGUUAUACAUAUAAUUUUCCUACACGUAUAUUAUUUGUAACCAAAUAAAUUAGUUCCUGUACACUUAUGUAGGUAAUUGUAAUUAUCGUUACAUAGCAUUGGGUUAUGAAGAUUGUAAUUAGUUAAUAAACAAAUAAAUUACUCCCUUUGCAUUAGUUUUUUUAAA
Molecule: messenger RNA, 1883 nt
Organism: Hevea brasiliensis (rubber tree)
Lineage: Eukaryota; Viridiplantae; Streptophyta; Magnoliopsida; Malpighiales; Euphorbiaceae
Product: aldehyde oxidase GLOX
Exons: 1
Coding region: 72-1706 (544 amino acids)
Source: RefSeq, a predicted model, not a curated record